Molecule: messenger RNA, 697 nt
Organism: Olea europaea var. sylvestris
Lineage: Eukaryota; Viridiplantae; Streptophyta; Magnoliopsida; Lamiales; Oleaceae
Exons: 1
Coding region: 170-496 (108 amino acids)
Source: RefSeq, a predicted model, not a curated record
ACCGACUACACUGAAGAAACUGUUUCAACUCCUUCCAUCCAUAAAACUGGAGCUUGCACCCACUCCAAGAACCAGUUGAAAGCAAAACCAUCUUCUCCACUUCAAAAAUUUUAAUCCUAAUCCUCUAUAAAUCCAAACCCUAAGACAUUAGCAUUGGAAAGUGGGAAGCAUGUCUCGUAUUAACUCAUCAUCAAUUGCAUUGGCAGAGGCCAUUAGUGGGUACUUUGCAUUGUUCUUGGCAUUAAUGCUGGUUUCAAGCUUCUGCGAAUCGAGUGAUGGAGAAUACUAUACGGUGCAGCAGAUGGAGAAGGAUCACGUGGAGAGGCCAUGCGAUGAAAUUUAUGUUGUAAAAGAAGGAGAAACUUUGCACACAAUAAGUGAAAAUUGUGGUGAUCCAUAUAUUGUCGAGGAGAAUCCACACAUUCAAGAUCCUGAUGAUGUUUUCCCAGGUGUGGUCAUCAAGAUUACCCCUUUCAAGGAUAGGCGGAGGUCUUAAUAUUGUUCAUAUAUUAGUGGUAUUGAAUUUCUCGACCUUUGGAUUUUAUUUUUGGGAUAUCCUAGGUUCUUUUGUUUAGCCCCAUGGUACUGGUCAGGAUUUUUAUUUUUUAUUUUUCGCUUCUUGUUGAUAGAGAAGAAUAAUUCACUUCUUGAAGAUAAAGUUUUGUUAGUGCACAUAUUACAAAUUGUGGUGAUUUUA